Messenger RNA from Klebsormidium nitens, 2452 nucleotides. The record is from the annotation of a GenBank genome assembly. NCBI's taxonomy places the organism in Eukaryota, Viridiplantae, Streptophyta, Klebsormidiophyceae, Klebsormidiales, Klebsormidiaceae.
AUGGGUGCCAAAUUAACAAGCUAGCUGGAGCAAGAGCAAGGCGCUGGCAGGGGCGCUGGUGCCAGCACUCUUUGAUGAGACAGUCAGCUCUGAUGAGUGUGAGGGCUGAGAGAGAGCAUUUUUUCCCUCGCUGCAGCUUGAGUCAUGCAGCCCUCGCGUUUUGGGCGCCGCCGACUUGCCUCGUCUGAAAUGUGUCCGUCCUUCCGCAGCACGAUCCUCUCCUGCUUCCGCCUGCUCUACUUCCGGGUCCUCGCCAGCAGGAUUCCCAGCGUUCUGCUCGGCACGUCCGCGCUCUUAGUCACGGCAUUCUGUACGGAGAUCUUUCAGCUGUCCAUCCCAAUAGGAUAUCCUUACUCAAGGGAGAGACACCUCCAGGAUGGAGCCAGUUCCUCAGUUGGACUGCAGAUGCCUUUUGAAGGAUCGCUUGCUGAGAGGGCGUACAAAGCCACUUCUGAUGCCGUGCACCUUAGUGCCAAUGCAUCAAUGGACAAAGACCAGGGCCAGAAGGGGCCAAUAAGCCCACCUUAUGUCUGGGAAGAGCAAAGGGUAUGCGGGGCUGUGCCUAAUGAGGUUGAUGGGAGCAGGAUAACGUUCAAAGCCUGCAAAAGGCACCAUCCAGUCAGAGAUCAACUAGGGGGAAAUGCGCCCGUCAAUCCCAGGAGUGCGCUGGACCCGCGAAACUUUCAAAGUAGAGCAAGUAAGGAGUCAUCAUCAGGUGCAGGAGUGCCCUUGUGUCCUGUGAAACCGUCUGCAGUGUGCUUCUCACGCGUCCGUGGGGGUCGCGUCUGCUUAAGACAGGACAAGGUGGGACUCUGUGUGAAUGAUGCUGGCGCCGAGGCUCUAUCCGAUGGGGCCCUAACCUUGCCCGUCACCGUUGCCAAGUGCCAGAGACGCACAGUUGACAAGGUCGACAACUCUUGUAAGCAAGCUGGACUGGCUUUCAUAGCUGAUGACAGGUUAUCUAUGCCAGACCCUUUGGAGGAGUCCGAGAGACUCAUCCCAGCCCUCCUCUUGAGUAAGUUGAACAUUCCAGCAAAGUUUCAAGACUGGCCAACAGGACGCCCACAGGUGUUCUGGUUUAAAGAGCCUGCAACGGUGUCAGUUUGGACACAAGGCCUUUUGAAAGCCCUCAACAUUUCCAGUAGAUGGCGGGACACCCUGCACCAAGGGCAAGAGUCUGGGGUUGCUUCAGAGCACGCCGCCAAAGGCGAAGGUUUGGAGUGUGAUCAGGGGGGCACGUCUGAAGCUAGGAACGGCAUCGUUCAUUUACAAUUCCUUCAGGUUGAAGGUGGGGCAACGUUGGCAGAAAAAAACGAGUCUGCAGGUAGCCCAACUUUUGUCACCCAUGAAAAUCUGCACGAGGGUUGGGAUAGGGGCGAACGUGUCGUCAAUGUGUCAAGGUCCAAAGAAGUAGUCCAAGCAGGUGUAGUUCGGCUCGAUAUAGCGCAGGGAGUUUUCACCACGGUCGAAGUUGGAAUGGAAGACAGGGCUCGAGCCCCUUCAAGCAGGGGAGACGCAGAAUCAGACACCGCUGACUUCAACAGUAGCCAUUACAAUGCUUCGUCAAUACUAGAUGAGGGUUUAAAAUUAUACAGUAAUGAAGCUGAGGCGCCCCUUUGGAACAGCAAGAUAGAGGAGAAAGGUCUUUUAGAGAACAAGGGCGAGGGUUUGCUGGAGGAAACCCCUUUUCUUAACUUCCUGAGUGCCCCCGGGGAAGGGGCACCCGCGGUCUGCUUCGAUGAUGCGGUCCUCCUGACGUCUCACACGAACGGGGCAAUCAUUCCGAACAACGCCGCCAAUGAUUGGCUGCGGUCACAGGUUUUACAAUAUUGUGGAGUCAAAGAGGAGUUGGCGCCAAAAGUGGUCAAGACAGCGGUUAUUCUCGAACCGCCCGGUGGUCAAGGCUCACUGAUAAACAAGGCAGAGUUGGCGCGCUUGCUCACUGACAUCGUCGGCUUGGAAGUGGCGCAGAAGCGCAUCGAGGGGACGGCUUUCUGCGACCAGGUGCGCGCGAUUGCGUCUGAGGAUUUCCUCGUUGUGCCGCACGGUCCUCUAAACGUCAACCUGAUAUUCGCGAAGCCCGGGGCGAUCGUGAUGGAGGUCUUCCCGUACUUGUAUUAUACGAACUUUAUUGGCAACUACAUCCACGCGGCUCGCUUGACGCAUCUCCAAGUGUUGGGUUCGGGGCCACCUUGGUCGCCCCUGCUGUGGAUUUACUCCUGGCUUGGCUGGGACACGUGUCACAGUGUGCGGGCCUGCAGGGACCAUGCACGACGGCAAAACAUCCAUGUAGACACUCGAGAGUUCGAGACUAUGCUUUGGCAGCUCGUGAACGAUUGCGUUAUUGUCGGGGAAGCGUCCCCUGCAAAGUGCCGAACUUGAUUCUUGAAUCGGUCGAAUGGCCGGUUGUUCGCCUCUUCGAAUAAUCAAGCCUUUGGCGGAGUUGGGCUCC